CUCAGAGUAUAUUUCUUAUCAAGUUUAGAAAUUUCCACACAUUUCUGAAAGACACUUUUCUAUCAAGCAAAUCUGCCCAAGAACUCAAAAUGAGCAUACCAACUUACCAGCCAAAAGGGCCCAGACAAAAGCAACUUGAGACUGCUUGUUAUCCAACAGCCAAUGAGGCAACCAACUUGCUCCGCCUGGAACUUGCUCAUCAUCUAAAAAAUGUCAGAGAAAUUCCAGAUCUCACAAGCUCACAGAUCCGGAACAUUAUUCGAGUAUUUUUCCAAUUAUCUGCUUUAUAACAACAUGAAAUGACUUUGUUACAGAAAUCAGAACUACCUUCAACUAUUGCCCAAAUUACUAGUCCACAAUAUUUGGUACACUAUACCACUGAGUCAAAAUUCAGUUUCCGUGCACAGAUUUAUCAACAAACUGCACUUUUCUAUCAACUUGGAACCAUUUUGAACAAAUGGACACCAUUAGAGGUCAAGGAAACUUGGAAAAAGAAUGCACCCAUGAAGACUACAUAUUUUCCUUCAGGCUUGGGCAAUUUAAUGUUGCCUACAGGGGCAGCAGGCUUUUUUAAGCUUCUGGCUCAGAAACCUAUCCUGCCUUUAAAAGCAUUUCCUUUUGUUGUGCUCUUCUUGAUUGGUGGUGAAUCCAAUUUUGAUUUUUGGUGGAGCCAUUCCAUAGCUCCAGCCUUGGAUUACUUUGGAUACAAAAUUGAAUCCAGUCCACCAAAAGGUCUUUUCAGCAAGUUGAUUGGUUAUCUGAAGCCACAAUCUGCCAUGUCAAAAAUUGAGAAAGAUGGACUAACUGAAUCAACCUUAGCCUAUACCCCACAUGGGUUGAUCAUGGCAAAAAUUCUCAAGAACAGUGUGGAAUACUUCAAGUUUGAGCAUGAAGUUAGCUCCUACAUGAAAAAAUUCCACAUUCCACAUCCAGAAGAUGCUGGAAACAUGUCCCUGAUUGAUUAUUACAACAAUUGUGCUAUUUGCUGCACCAAGCCCCCAAAUGAAAGGUGUACAACAGUCUUGCAGGUGCAAUUUCUCAACCAAUUGGAGUUGGAAAAGAGAUUUCCUGGACUGAUUCAUGGAGGAGUGACUAGUGUACCUGAUCCAGUGCAGAUUGGUGCAGAGACAAUGUAUGAUUACAAAGAUCUGCGACUGCACAAAGUUUGCAAGGACCAACAAAAAAUUGCAUCUUGUGGCCAACACAGAUGGAUUAUCACCACAGCAACAGCUGUUUGAAGAGAAUGAUUUUCAACUUCAAUCAUAGCACAGAGGUUGCUGCCCUUCAAAGACAGGGGAGAGUUGGUGGGGACAUGAUCCCUUUUGGUACCAGGGUGCCCAAAGGUGGUGCACCAGCUGAUGGACUGAGGCCUUUUGAGGGUAUCAAUGCAACAACUACAUCUGGUGUAGAUGAGUUCUUUGCUCAAGCUGAAAAUGCAAUGGCUUAUGACAAAGUGGCAAAGUAUCUGGAUCCUGAUUUGUAUCAUGAGAUUCAGAGGCGCACUAUAGACA
This is a messenger RNA of Lentinula edodes (shiitake mushroom), 1511 nucleotides long. RefSeq lists its product as uncharacterized. The transcript has 8 exons. The coding region runs from base 300 to 1238 and encodes 312 amino acids. The record is from RefSeq and is a predicted model, not a curated record. Lineage: Eukaryota; Fungi; Basidiomycota; Agaricomycetes; Agaricales; Omphalotaceae.